CCCAGCGGCGGCCCGUGGAACGCUCCCGCGAGACGCUCACCUGCGCCCCAGGUGAGCGGCGAGGGGGGCGGGGGAAGCGCUGAGCCGGAGGCGGCUCACCUGGCGGGACAGGUGCCUGGCUGCAGGAAACCAUGCAGUGAGCCAUGCCCCGGCCAGGACAGACGCGCCCAUCAUCUGGGCCACCACGCUUGGGACCCUGGGAGCAGCCAACAGAGCUAUGCUUGGAGGCGUAUAAUGAGACACCCCAGCCCCCACCAGGCCGCCGCACACGCAGGCCAGACCCCAAGGACCCCGGCCACCACGGACCAGAGAGCAUUACCUUCAUCUCCGGCUCCGCAGAGCCGGCCACCGAGCCCCCAGCCUGCUGCCUGCUCUGGCGCCCCUGGGGGUGGGACUGGUGCCGGGCUGCUUUCUGCUUCCGCCGCUGCCGGGAUUGCCUCCAGCGCUGCGGGGCCUGUGUGCGCGGCUGCAGCCCCUGCUUGCCUGCUGGGGACUCCACGGAGGAGGCUGCCGAAGCCAGCUGGGCCAAGGAGCACAAUGGCGUGCCCCCCAGCCCCGACCGCGCACCCCCCAGCCGCCGGGACGGCCAGCGGCUCAAGUCUGCCGUGGGCAGCAGCUUCAGCUACCCUGACGUCAAGCUCAAAGGCGUCCCUGUGUACCCCUACCGCACCACCUGCCCGGCCCCCGACGCGGACUCCUGCUGCAAGGAGCCGCUGGCCCAGCCCCCUCCCACGCGGCACAGCCUGCCGAGCACCCUGGCCAGCAGUCCCCGAGGCUCGGAGGAGUACUACUCGUUCCACGAGUCGGACCUGGACCUGCCCGAGAUGGGCAGCGGCUCCAUGUCGAGCCGGGAGAUCGACGUGCUCAUUUUCAAGAAGCUGACCGAGCUGUUCAGCGUACACCAGAUCGACGAGCUGGCCAAGUGCACGUCGGACACAGUGUUCCUGGAGAAGACCAGUAAGAUCUCGGACCUGAUCAGCAGCAUCACGCAGGACUACCACCUGGACGAGCAGGACGCCGAGGGCCGCCUGGUGCGCGGCAUCAUUCGCAUUAGCACCCGAAAGAGCCGCGCACGCCCGCAGACCUCAGAGGGGCGCUCCGCCCGGACUGCCGCCCCCGCGACUGCCGCCCCCGACAGUGGCCAUGAGACUAUGGUGGGCUCAGGUCUCAGCCAGGAUGAACUGACAGUGCAGAUCUCCCAGGAGACGACAGCAGAUGCCAUUGCCCGGAAGCUGAGGCCAUAUGGAGGCCCAGGGUACCCAGCCAGCCAUGACUCGGCCUUCCAGGGCACCGACACAGACUCCUCAGGGGCACCCCUGCUCCAGGUGUACUGCUAAUGCCUGCUGGGUACAGCAGGCACACCCCUCCUGGGAGCAACACAGCCUACAAUAUACAGGCACCAGGACCCCUUUAAGGGAGGCUGGACUAUGAGCCCAGAAGCAGUGCCCACUCUGGCUUCUCCUGCCCUCACUGACUGCUUCCUGGACCACGUGCAUUUCACAGGGCCAAGGUGCCCGCAUCUCCAGCUGGCCUGACCCCUGCCUGGGCCUGUUCCUUCCUGUGGAUUGAUCAUGGAAAACAAGGACUUAGGAGUUACCUUCUGGAACUGAAUCCCACUAAGCAAUCAUCACAAACUUGGAGCAUAAGUAGACUGGGUUAUGGGUGGGCAGGGUCUCUGUAGAACUGUGGGCAGUGCCCACUUCACAUUCUCUGUUGAGCAGUCUGUUCUAGCUCUUGGCUGAUGUUGUACAUGCUACCAACCAUAGUUGCCAGUACAAAGGUAACGGACUCCUAUCUGACCAUCUGAGCUGCAAUGUACUCCUUUUUGCCUUGCCUUGGUUGCCGCCCAGGAGACAGGACACAGGUAUGAGGCUGGGCUGUGUGGUGGAGUUGAAGUUAGGACAUGGGAGCAAUACUGCCUGUGUUCUGAGGUAAAGGGCCAAGAACAAUGUCAGUACCUGAAGAGGGUCUGACAAAUGGCUUUUGACUUCCUAGUUCUAGUGAUGCUUGUCUACACUGUCCCUGCCCCCCCCCCCCCCCCCCCAUCCAGUGCCUGCAGGCUGGCCUUUCAGCCAUCCUGGUCUCCGCAGAUCCCUGGUCAUUUGUCAGUAGCACCCACCCAGCCUAAGCCUGCUGCUCCCCUCCCCCUCUCCCCUGUGCUAAGAGCACAGUGGUUUUCAGUUACCUUGACCUUUCUGGCAACCCUGGAGUGGAAGGGAACCUGGGGCUGAAAAGCCACGAAAUCAGUGGGUCACACAGCUGGUAACUGUGGCACUGGACCUGGAAGCUGACCUCCUUGGGGCAGCAGGAGACUCCUUGCUUGGGCACCAGCAUCCAGCCUAGCCUUCACUGCUCCUCCAAGCAGCCACGUGUUAGAAUCCUUUCUGCAGAGACUGGUGCAGGUCCACCAACCCAUCCCCAACUGAAAAACAAGCUGGAUGUUCAUGGUCUUCCAUCCUUACCCUUUACCUGUAGCCCUUUUUAUUGUGUCCCGCAUGGGCACCCUUUGGAAAGUGACUAGACAAACUGUACUUGUUUGUCCAGUUUCCUACUAGAUACACAGGAUACUCCCCUAGGGCUAUGACCACAGGGCCCAGCUGCAGCUCCUGCAAUCUAACUGAACCCUUUCCUUAGGCCCUGCUGUUCCAUCUAGGUCAAGGCCUCUAAGAACAAAAUAACCAGGCUGGGGGUGUAUCUCAGUGGUAGAACAUUUGUCUGGUUGUCAUGAGGCUCUGCUGGGUUUGAAUUUCCAUACACACAACUACAGAGCACCAGAGUAGGAGAGUGACACCAGUCCCCUGACACCAGCCUCGGCUGUAAGGCACCAUUUUCUAAUAAAUAGCCUUGUGAACUACCACUUGCAUUUCCCAAAAACAGGAUAUAUCAAAUUUGGGAAAGAGACAAAGAUAGGUGCUGCAGUAAAGUCUAUGGCGCCUGCAUGACCUUUACCCUCUGGCAGAAGCAGGGCAGGGCCAGCUCAAGGUCCUGGGGCUACACAGAGGCAACAUGUCCUCAGCUCUGGUGUUGCUGAGGAGCUGGAUCUGAGGCCUAAAAACUGCAGAGGUCCAGGUCAGAGAUACAAAGGGUGGGGCCUCACUGGACUCUACCCUGUCCUCCAGGGCAGGUCCCUGAACCACACAGAGCAGAUCUGACACAUGGGUGGUCCCAUCAUCUUCCUCACCAGAGCUAGGCAGGGUCGCCCAGGCCUUGUUGCUCUUUUGCCCUGGGAAAGAGCCCAUAGUUUGAAAACACUUGAUUCAGAGCUGGGGGUAGUAGGAGUUCUAGAGAUGAAAAUAAAAUCAAUGAAGU
Sciurus carolinensis (gray squirrel) is the source of this 3309-nucleotide messenger RNA. RefSeq names its product keratinocyte differentiation factor 1 (gene Kdf1). NCBI's taxonomy places the organism in Eukaryota, Metazoa, Chordata, Mammalia, Rodentia, Sciuridae. The record is from RefSeq and is a predicted model, not a curated record. The transcript has 4 exons. Gene Ontology annotation, cellular component: cell junction. Gene Ontology annotation, biological process: regulation of epidermal cell division; keratinocyte development. The coding region runs from base 144 to 1337 and encodes 397 amino acids.